This is a messenger RNA of Drosophila simulans, 11185 nucleotides long. RefSeq names its product neurogenic protein mastermind (gene tai). Gene Ontology annotation, biological process: cellular response to hormone stimulus; positive regulation of transcription by RNA polymerase II. NCBI's taxonomy places the organism in Eukaryota, Metazoa, Arthropoda, Insecta, Diptera, Drosophilidae. Gene Ontology annotation, molecular function: nuclear receptor binding; protein dimerization activity. The transcript is spliced from 14 exons. Gene Ontology annotation, cellular component: nucleus. The coding region runs from base 680 to 6751 and encodes 2023 amino acids. The record is from RefSeq and is a predicted model, not a curated record.
UUUCUCUGACAAAAUACUAUAUGAUUUACCCGAGAUCUUGGUGUAUAUAUUUUGUGCAAAAUAAAUACAAAUAAAAACCAUAAAUAAAUUCAAGCUAGCCUUGGAGAAGUCAUUGAAAAAAAUAUUAAAGAAAAAGAAAAAAAUACGUAAAAAAAGAGAUAAAAACCAAAUCGAUUUAAAGAUAUAUUUAUACACACAACGGUUUCACUUUGCGAGUUGUAUACAGAGUAAAUAAUAAUGUAAAGAUAAAACAAAAAGCGAUUUACAGUUAUCGACGCAAAUUGUUCAAUUGUUUGCCUCACGGUCUUUAAAAACCUCUCAAUAUAAAGUAUAAUACACAAAGAAGUGCAAAUCAAUGUGCAAAAUCAAAUUAUAUAUUCAAUAAUUAACACGUAUAAUGCCGCCUAAAAAACUAAACAAACAUGGAUUAACGCAUUUAUUGUAGAUUGUUAUCUAUUGGAUUGAAGUCAACGAGAAAGGUUUGAUCAACGUAAAUCAUCAACUGAAAGUGUUUCAUUUACGUUUCGUGCGCGAAUUUUAUGUGUGUAGACAUCAAAUAAACGACAGCAAAACAAAUUAGUAGCAUCAUCAUCAGCGGCACCAGGAACAACAAUAACCACUGCAACAACAACGAAGGGCACAUCUAACGCUGCGGCUAACAGAUGAGCCCCAACAACAGAUGUCAAUUGCUGCAGCCGAAAAUGCAGGGCUUAGCCCAAGUGACUUACCAGAUCAUUGGGCCUCAGGUACAUCAAAUCCAUCGACCUCGACCAGCAGCAGCAGCAGCAGCAUUAGCGCCAGCGGCAGCAACAACAGCGGCAACCACAACAACAAGUACAACAGCGGCAACAUAUCGGUCUGCAACCUGCCGCGCUCAUCGCCGGCCGCUGCAACAGCAGCCGUUACACUAUCGUCGGCCGCCGGCGGUAUUGGCAGCAACUUGUUGAGCGGCUUGCAUCACGGUCUGGCGCCCGGUACGCAUCCACUGCAGCGCGCGACGGCAGCCAGCGGAGGCGGAGCUGGUGCUGGGGGCGUGGCAGGCGCCUCAACAGCAGCGGCACUUACACUCCAGCAACAUCAGCAUCAGCAGCAGCAACAACAGCAGCAGCAAGCGCAACAGCAGCAUCAGCAUCAGCACCAGCAUCAGCAGCAGGCGCAACAGCAGCAAUUGGCCUACCAGCACCAGCAACUGCAGCAGCAGAUCAUCUCGCAUCGUUCCAUACAAAACAAGGCGGCGGCCACCGCUGCCGCACAAACGGCAAAUCUUGCUGCUGCCCUGCAGCGCUCGGCUGCCAUUAUGAAUGCGGUGGCAUCGCCGAUCUCAGCCAACUCUGCCAACUCAGCGACGUCCGGCCGAAAGAUACGGCGCAAGACGGAUUCAAAGGUCAAUCUGCCCCAAUCACAGAUCAACAAAUGCAACAAUGAGAAGCGACGUCGCGAGGCGGAGAAUGGCUAUAUCGAGCAGCUGUCGGAGAUAUUGACGCUGAACAAGCGUGGAGAUAUGACCUCAACGAAACCGGACAAGGCGGCUAUACUAAACCAAGUGGUUCGAACGUAUCGUGAGAUUUGUGACAAGGGCCAAAACCGUGAUAUAUCCUCAACGUCGACGAACAACAACAACUCCACGACAACGACCAACAACAACACGAAUAGCAACAAUAACAACAACACCAGCAAACCGCAAGCAACUUCAACACGCUGCAGCCGCUGUGCCACGGACAACUGCUCAAUCCAUCCGGUACAACAGGGCGAGGUCUCGUCGACGGAACCACCUCUUCCAGAGCCAUCACUCCUGCUCGGCCAGGUGCCAGAGAUAUCGGCGUACUUUGAGGCACUCGAGCACUACAUCAGCGGCGUCGGCUGGGUCCUGCUGCAGGUGAACGCCAACGGCAUCAUUGAGUCCUGCACGCAGAACAUCCGCGACCUGAUCGGCUAUGAGAAGCAGGAGCUGUACCACCAGCCGCUCUACAUGUACCUCUAUUCGGGGGAUCACGCCAAGCUAGAGCCGAUCAUCAACACAAUGUACAACAAUCCGAAUGGCGGAACUAGCAAUUCCGGCAAUAAUUCUGGUCCAGGUGGCAGUUCUGCUGGCACCUCAGCGGGCGUGUGGGGCGAUCUCGAGGAGCUGAACAACGGCAAUGCCUCACAGGGCUCCAAUUCCAGCGGAGCGGGCGGCCUAGGAGGAGCAGGUGGCGCUGCGGCCGGCAAGAAGCGCAGCAUCUCCACCAAGGUGCGCAUGCUAGUCAAAGACACGCGCACCGCCACCCAAACGUCGUCAAACUGCGAGGAGAAGCCACUGAGGCAGUCCGGCCAUCAGGACAAGUACGAGGAGGUGGUCCUUAUAGCGGCACCAGUCAAGGACGAUGCCGAUGCCAGCAGCUCGGUGCUGUGCCUGAUCACACGGCCGGAGGAUGAGUCGCCCUUGGAGAUCAACAUUCAGCAGCACGUGCAGCAGCAGCCGAUCGAGCAGAUGACCUUCAAGCUGGACAUCCACGGCAAAAUACUCACUCUCGAUCCCACGGCACUGCGGGAGCCGUUCAAGCAGCACCUGCAGACGUGGGUGGGACGCCUGUGGCAGGACCUGUGUCACCCACACGACCUAUCCAACCUCAAGUCGCACCUCCGCGACAUACAGGACUCGGCCAGCGCCAAUUCGCCGGGUGCUGGGGCGGGUACCAGUGUGGUAUCGCGUCCGUUUCGUCUAAGAUUAGGAGCACCGGAUGUAUACGUGCAUGUAAAGGCAAACUCGAGACUGUUCCUCAACCAGACGCCUGGUGAGGGCGACUUUAUAAUGUCCGUGCAGACGCUGCUCAACUCGGAGAACGACAUGAACAGCAGCAACACUGGAGCGGGCAGUGGAGGACUGGGCUUGGGUCAACUGUGCGCCAUGGCACCGAGUCCCUCACUUGCCAGCUCACUGCUCAGCAGUCUGUCCAUGGAUGGUCUGCACGGAGGAACCGGUUCGGGAUCCUCGUCUUCGCCAGCGGCCUCUGGCAUGUUGCCCACCCAUCUGCUGGGCGGACUCGUGGGCGGCGGUCAACAGGGCGGCGGUGGCAACAGCACGCAGACUACAAGCGUGGGCGGACCGCUGAUGAGUAGCGCGAUUAUCAACGGCACCGGACUGCAGCAGCAACAACAGCAGCAGCAGCGAUCCGGCGCCAGCUCAUCGGCCAGCUCGUCCGCGAAUGCGCUGGUUAACGCGUUUACCGCUUCGCCAGCGCCAGCGGAGCACAGCUUCUACGGAAGCGAUACCUUCGAAUUCGACAUUGCAGCACAUUCCUCCUCAUUCGAACUGGAUCCCAGCGGCGGUGUGGGAGCCUGGACGGAUUCGCGUCCCAAUUCGCGAGCCUCUGUGGCCACGCCCGUUAGCACGCCGCGCCCUCCGUCUGGACACGGAUUUAGUCCGGCUGUUUGCGCUUCUCCGGCCACGCCCUAUCAGCUCUCCUCGCACUCCGCCGCCAGCCUGCCCUCGCCGCAGUCAAAUGCCAGUGCCGGCGGAGGCAACUACGGUGGCUUCAACUUCCACUCCUUCGAUUCAAGCGAUGUAAAGCCCGAGAAGGAUGUCCAGCAACAACAAAACCAGCAGCAGUCAAACAACAAUAGCAGCAGUAGCAACCCACUCUUGGGCGGCGGUUUGCCGAAUGGAGUGGGUGGAAUGCUGCUUUCCCAGCAGCAGCAGCAACAGCAGACACCACCGCAACAGCAGCAGCAACAGGAAUCCUCAGAGCGAUUGCGCCAUUUGCUGACCAAGUCACAGAGCAUGGCCGGCGGUCUGGGAGGACUGGGCGAUGAUGAGAAGUACUUCAAGUCAGAGGGCAGCGAGGAGGAGAAGCACACCAGCGGUGGCUUCAAGAUGGGUGGCCAGACCGGAGGGAUGGGAAUGUUUGGACCCAUGGGAUCGAUGGGGCGUGGUGUCGGCAACUCAAGUAUGCUGCACAAGGCAGGCAAUUCCCAGAACCCCAUGCUGCUCAAGCUACUCAACGAGAAGUCCGAGGACGAUGAUGGCAACGGAUCGGGUGGUGGGCCAGGUUCUAUGAACAACUCCCGGCAGAGCGAGCUGAUGCGCCAGCUGAAGAAUCCGGAUGGUGGCAGCCAUGGCAUGCACCGUAACAGUGCCAGCGGCAACAUGAGCACCGAGGAUCUAAAGGCCAUGCUCAAAAUCCAAAGCGAUCCAUCGCUGAACAGAAAGCGAUCGCUAAAUGAGCCCGAUGAUGAUCCCUCUGCCAAGCGAUCGGAGGACAAGCCCAGCAAAUUGUGCACGCAGAACAAGAUGUUGGCCAAGCUACUGCAGAAUCCGCCAAAGAUACCCAAAGCACCCAAUCCCGAGCAGCCACUGCAAGUGAAGACGCUGCCGGACAUCACCAGCUCCACGGUGAGCAGCACGCUAGCCGCUCCGGGUAACCUCAUUAGCGCUGGCAGCACGGGACCCAAAGCGGCAGCCAAUCGCAACCGAAAGCAGCAGCAGCAGCAGCAACAACAGCAGCAGCAGCAACAGCAACAGGUCGCCGGCAUUCCUUCCCAGCAGCAACAACAGCAGCCAAACGAUGUCUACCUCAGUCAGCAGCAGCAACAGCAACUCCAGCCGCCGCAGCUGGCCUUCCAGCACCAGCAACUGGCGACCACAGCAACUACCUCAAUUACCACAGCGGCCUCCACUUCGGCUGCAGCUGCGGCAGCGGCGGCCAUUCUGGGCGAAGGCGACUCGGAGCUGUCCAAGUUGCUGGACAGCGUAAUGGAGUAUUAUCCAGAUGAUACUCCCAUCGUGACCAAUGCCCCAUCCGAGGCCUCGGCAAUCAACGACAUUCAAAAGUCGCUGAUGCUAGACGUGGAGUCGGCGGCCUUUGGAAACGAUCUAAACCAGCAGCUUAUGAUGAGCCAGCAGCAACAGCAUCAGCAACAACAGCAGCAGCAACAGCUGCUGGCGUUGCAGCUUGCCCAGCAGCAGCAGCAACAGCGACAGCAGCAUCUGCAGCAGCCCCCUGCCUAUCCGGGAAUGCUCAACAUGCAACAGCAGCAACACCAACAGCAACAACAGCAAAAUCAGCAACACAUCAUGCAGCGUCUGGAAGCCAUGCGGAAUCAGGGCAACCAGGGUUUCCAGCGACCUCCACCCAUGUAUCCCGCCCGCGGUCGUGGACCCAUGAAUGCGGUGGCCACUCCGGGAGGCGUCGUGUUGCCUGCCCAACAGCAACUGCGGAACAUGCGGCAACAGCACUUGGCGGCCGCACAGCAGAAGGAGCGUUUAUUGCAGCAACAGCAAAAGCAGCAAUUGCUUGUUCCUGAGAAUGCGACUGGCAUGAAUGCGGGCUUGAACAACAUUGGCUCGCUUCUCAACACGACGGGAGCUCCAAAUGUGUCCCUAUCCCGCACGAAUCUGCCCUCAGAUGCCCAGCUCAGUCCAAACUUUGCUCAGACCCUGAUGCAGCAGCAGCUCAGUCCCGGUCGUAGCGCGCCCUACAGCCCGCAGCCCAACCAAGGCUAUGCCCCUCAGUUCCCGCAACCUGGCCAACGACUCUCCCCGCAGCAGCAGCAGCAACUCAGCCAGCAGCAACAGAACAAUGUCCAGCAGCAACAGUUGGCCUACCAGCAGCAACAGGUUGGCGAUGGCGGACGGUCCAACACUCCGUUCGGUUCAAACUCGGGAAUGCAGUCGCCGGGCAUGCAGAAUAGUCCUCAGCAGUGGGGAGCUGGCGGCGGAGGAGGCGGUGGUCCCGGCGGUGCACUGCCGUCAGGCAAUGCCGGUAGAACGCUGCAACAACACAACCCGAUGCUCAUUGCACAGCUGCAGGGCGUGAGUCCGUACAAUGCGCGUCAAUACCAACAGAACCAGAGACGAGGCCUCAAUUCCCCAGGCGCAGUUGGACCCGGCGGCAAUCCGGCGGCACAAGCGGCUCUGCAGCGGCAGAACUCGUUCCAGGGGCAGGGCGGUGGCGGGGCCACAACGCCCGAUGGUUCCGGCGUGGGUUUCGGCGGUCCACAGUCCCCCUACGGCAGCAAUGUAAAUGUUUUCCAGCAGCAACAGUUGCAGCGACUGCAGCGACAGGGCAGCGUGCCACAGGCCACCCAACAUUUGCCAGGCUCGCCACGCUUUGGCUCCUCACCGGGCAGCAGCAACAACACUGAUAGUUCAGCUGCCGCCGGCAACCAGCAGCAGCAGCAGCAGCAGCAACAGCAGCAGCAUCAGCAGCAGCAACAUCAGCAGCUGAUGAACGGGCUGAGCAUGUCGCCACAUCCGCAUACGCACCCGGCGAUGAUGGGCGUGGGCGGCAUGGGCAGUGGCGGUGGCAACGGCAUCAUUGGCCUUGGCGGCGGGGGCGGCAACUAUGGGGCCACCCUUGGCGGCUACGGGCAAUCGCAGCAGGCGAAUGAUUUCUAUGGUCGCGCCCAGACCGCUGGCGGUGGUGGCAGCGUAGCCGGUGGUAAUGCCAACUCCGAAUUCGUGAAGCAGGAGCUGCGCGCGGUGGUCAGUGUGCGGGCCCAGCAGGCGGCUGCGGCAGCCACCGGAGGAGCUGGAGUCGGAGGAGGCGUAGCUCAACGAGGACAGACGCCGCAGAGUCCGUUGCAGCAGGGCUCAGUGAUCGGGGGUGGCGGUGGCAUUGUGGGCGGAGUCAACAGUACAAACACCAUGGGCAACGUCACGCCCACGGGCAGCGGCAAUGUCAGCAACACCAUGCUCAACACGCCGCCGGACCCAACGCUGAGCUUCAGCUUCGAGACGCCGGACUUCUUCACCAGCAGCGCUACGAGGUGACCCUAAGGUGCCUAGUUCAGAACCAAGGAUCACGUACAACCAAAACUUCUCUUGCGCACGCAUUUAUGGCUCUAGAUACGAAAAACAAUAGGAAAUCAACGGAUGAAAGGCGAAGCAUGUACAUCUAAUUAAGAAUAUUAGCAGCACUAUUUAAAAAAUAUAUACCUAAAUAUAUUUAUUUUAUAAUACUAGCAAAUAUUAAUUUUAAAGCAAAAUGGGAACCUCGUCUAAAAGAAAUCGCGAAAACAUAAAUACCAGACACAAGCUCUAGUUAAAUAUUUUGAAAACAGCAUAAUAACUUCAAGAGAAGAUGCAAACAUGAUAUAAGUAAUGCAUAUUUAUUACGUUUAAAGAUAAAGCCUAGUACUAAGAGCUAUAUAUACAAAAGAAUGAAAGCAGAAACAAAGCAAAAACAUAAAUAAUUAUGCAUUAAGUGCUGGCCGUUUCGAGGUGUUGUUAAAUUGAUAUAUGUAUAUUUAAAGAGAAUUAACAUUAAUAUUGCAUAACAUUUGGAGAGGCGUUGGCAACGGCAGCAGUUGGCUAAGCUCUAGAUAUAACGACAAGCGAUUAUAUAAUGUAUACAAUUGGAAGGGAAAGCAUGUAACAUGUAACACACAAAAACACAAACUUGCUGUACAUUUAAAAAAGUAGUGUUGAAUUUUUUCAGUGUGAUAAUUUGUUGAAUUUUAUGUACUAAAUGUUGCUAAUUUGUUGCUGCAAAAGCACGAGGACCACGACCUCCAAAGGCUUUGCUUUAUGUAUACCUUCUAAACCUUUUCAAUCAUCUUCAAAAAUUUCUUUUCAAUUCACCAAUUGACCAAUCAGACCCAAAUAUAUCACUUUGACUAUGGUUAGAAAAACUAUCCCUUUGCUGUAAAUAUUUUCCCUGAGUAUCUUUUCUAAGUUGAGCCGCCUUAAAUUUUAAAUUGUAAUUUAGUUAAUGCACGUUUAAAUUUAUUGUAAUUACUUUUAAAUACUUUUAUAUCAAAGCGAGAAAGCAAAGCGCGCAAAGCAAAGUUGGCGUUGCAAUUUCAUGUGAAGGCUAUUUUACAGGUUUUGUUUAAACUAAUAUGUAAUUUUAACCAUUUUUAUAUUAACUAUUACACAUUAAAUAUACAAAAUUGGCAUGUAUGAUUCAAAACACUUUCAAAUAACAUUUUGCAAGCUAGAGCUAGGCAAAAACGUUUCACGUUUUCUAUUAUGUAAUUUUUUAUUGAUUUUUGAUUUUGUUUAAAUCUUUAAGUCUAUUAAGUUGGGUUCAAUCGUUAUAAAUAUUAUUUUAAAGAAGAAACGAUACAAAUGCUAUACAAAUAUUAUUGAUAUAAAUUUAGUUUAUAAUUUUAUUAAAAUACUGUUUAAACUGCAAAGCCCUAAAUAAAAAUUUAUAUACAAUAUUUUAAAAAUUUCAUGUUUUCUUUAUUUUAAAUCGUCUUUCUUUAUCAAAUUUUUACACUGAAACCGGACGCGAAAACAACGACAAACAACACGAAUAAAUGAAAUAAAUAAUAAAUGGAAACGGCGAUAUUAAAACUUGGGAAAAUAGAAAUACCUCUCGUUAAGUUCAAAAACGUAUGAAAAAAAUACAAAUUUAUUAAAAAAAUAUUAAACGUAACCGAAAAUUCAUUAUUAGAUAUUAAGACGACUAUGGUAAAUUGUAAAUAGAUUGCAAAUGGUUCAGAUAAAAUUACUUCAAUAUCUAUUAACGAACAAAUUUCUAGACGCUGCUAGCUAAAUUAUAAUUGUCACACUUAAAACUAGCUUAGGACGAGAUUUUCUUUAAGAGGCUACAUUUAAUGCAAUUAAAUUAAAAUUAUAAAACAAAAAAUUCAAAGAUGGUGGCCAAUUUUCGGCCCCCGGCUCUCCACAUAGUUUUUAUACUGACAAAACCUCAAACCAGGAAAGUAUAAGUAUGACAAAUGAAUAUACACAAGUAUACUGCAUUUAGCAUUAUAUAUACACUAUAUUAAUAGUUUUAAUGCCAGUUAUUCAUAUAUACCAAUUCAUAAAUAUAUAUAUAUAUUUAUACUGGGUAAGGAUAUAGCAAAUUUCACACACAGCAACACAAAAAGUACAUAUAAAGUGCAUUAAUGAAUUUAAGCAUUUAAUGAAAUUAAUUAAUUUAUAAGCAUGAACAAAUAUUGGGUUUAUUUCGAAUAUAUUUAAAAUAAACAGAUAUUUACAAAUGGUAUAAACUUCAUGGAGUAUACUAGGAAUUAACUAAGUACUACACAUAAAGCUAACUAACCUAAUGCAAAUAAUAUUUACGUGAGUGCAAAGCGGAGUUAGUUUUGAUAAGAUUACCUACUAAUGUGCAUAUAUGAUUUGGUAAGUUGUUCUGUUAUCACGCACGUUCAAUUGAUCAAGUUGCGCAUACAUUUUUGUAAAUACAAGCAUCUUAGAAUUUUAUAAGCAAAAUUAAUCUAGUUUUAUACCAGCUCUCGAUCUAAGCUUUUUUGUCGAAUUGUAGAUACAAAUUGGUUUCGCUGGACACUUCUGAUGAGAAAGUUAAUUUUUUAUUCCGAAUCUGACUAGCGGACGUCCCUAACUAAACCGUACUUAUUUGUUCAUACUGUACAGUCAUAAUUAAACUUAAUUUCUAUGCAACCUAGUACCAUAAAAUUUGUACCAAAUCACACACUGGCGAUUUAAGAUAUUAGCCGAGAAUGGAGAUGGAAUGAGAAUUACAAAACAAAUAAUGCAACGCCCUGUACCCGUGCAUAAUGCCUACAAAGAUUUGUUAAACUUGAUAUUACAAAUAAAAUACUAUUUACUAAAUACAAAAGAUGCCCUGAACCGCAAUGAGUAGUGCCCAAACAUAAGAAUAACGAAAUACAAACCUAAUAUAUAAACUAGCAUUUAAAGGUUAUAACGAAUUCUAAAACAACAGCCUCAAAAAAAAUAGUUUUUAAACAAAAUAGCGAAAAUAGCACAAUUUUGUAAAAAAAGCGAGUAGAAAUUUGUACGAACUCAAAAUAGAACAGAACCGCGAGCAAUAUAACAACAAAUUUCACCCAGCACAACUACUCAAUAUUUAAAUUAACUUCUUUUCAGUCAAUGCAAAAAUGCAAAAAUAGAGGAACGAAAAUAUCGGUUUGAUGGAAGAAGGCAUCGUUGAUUGGCUGUGUUACCAAAUGGAAAAGAGUUGAAAGACCGAAAAACGUACGACGAAAUAGGCCUAAAAUUUGAAAUUGAAAAACAUUUUCAAAAGUAGCGGAUGGGUUUAAAAUAGUUGGUCGAGGUUAGCGUAGUUAGAGGCGUAGGAACCGAAACCGAUAUUUAUAAAGGUUGGUUUUGCCACGUAUAUAGGAGGUUGGAUUAAUGCUGAAUUUAUGGAAGGGGAUCAGAUCUUUAAGAGCAGGCAACUUCAGUUCAAAUUGUCACAUAUGUAUGCAUCUAAUUUUGAUCACUCAUCAACGAUUAUUUAGCGCUUAGAUAAACACAUAAUCGGUAAUUUGGGUAUGCUAGAAUACGUGAUUUGGAGGGAAGACUGUACUGAAGAAAACGGCAAGUUGUUUUAAGAUUAUCAUGAGCAUUUUGAUUAGAUUAUAUUCGUUUAUUGCUGGUUUUGAGUCAGGGCGACUGUUCAUCGCACUACCCGUAUGUUUAAUUCUUUGAAAUCGUUUUACGAAAACUCUCAAACCCUAUCCACACAAACAUAAUGAAUGUUAAAAAUCUCAGUGUUAUGUUGUUGUCAUCUGUCACUGUUUACACGUAUCGAUUGAUUGUCCACAUAUAUGUUGUCUUUGUCUCUAAAAAUCGUAUUGAAUAAUUCAGUGAAAAGAAGCGUAUUAUAAGUCUCUAUAUAUGUACCUUUUGCUAUGUAUUGUAUUUUUAUGUAUCUGUAACUAUAUAAACGCGUACGACACGCCCCACUCCCACUCACAUUUCACACUCUAAUGGGAAGCCCAAAAAACAAAUGCUAAAUUUAACACAAUACACACUAAAAAUUAAUGAUAAUUUUUAAUAACUAAAUCUGUAUAUGUGUAAAUGUAACGUUUGUCUAAGGAUUCACACAACUGAAAGUGAAGAUGAAAAGUUAGGAAACCAAGUAAAGUUUCACUUGAAUUUUCAUUUGAAUGAAAACACAAUACACUUUAAUUUAACUAAGUACUAUACUUACAAGCAUAAUUGAGAAUGUUCACCCACAGACACACAAAACACACACAUGCAACACAAUAGAAAAAUGUUUAAACAAUUAAAUUUAAUGUUAGUGGAGACGGAAUUCUGUACGCUAUGUUUGUACUUACAAAUCGAUAUAUAUAUACAUACAAUUAAUUAAAUUUAUUAAUUAAUUAUACAACAAGAAGCAAGCAAAAAGCAGCAAACAGCAACAAGAACAACAGACACGUUCACUUAAUGUUUAACAACUGAACAAAAACAUUGAAAAUGAGAAAAUGAAAAAGACUAAAUAAAAUAUUAACGAAAUAAGCGUAA